Messenger RNA from Aspergillus luchuensis, 216 nucleotides. RefSeq lists its product as uncharacterized. The coding region runs from base 1 to 216 and encodes 71 amino acids. The record is from RefSeq and is a predicted model, not a curated record. Lineage: Eukaryota; Fungi; Ascomycota; Eurotiomycetes; Eurotiales; Aspergillaceae. The transcript has 4 exons.
AUGCUGUCGGCACAUCAGCUAAGGGAAGCUAACCCUAGCAGACUGAACAAAAUGACUUGUCUCGAAGUUCGGAGGUCUCAGAUUCAAUGGAAAUAUUCUCCUUCGCUCAAGCACCCACUGGGUUCUCACAUCAUCGACCUGAUUGACCUCAAGACGCUCCACCGACAGUAUAUUUCAUGGAUUGCAAAGACGCUGUCAAGCGAACAGCCUUCAUAA